Molecule: messenger RNA, 804 nt
Organism: Wickerhamiella sorbophila
Lineage: Eukaryota; Fungi; Ascomycota; Dipodascomycetes; Dipodascales; Trichomonascaceae
Product: Flavoprotein-like protein YCP4
Exons: 1
Coding region: 1-804 (267 amino acids)
Molecular function (GO): FMN binding; NAD(P)H dehydrogenase (quinone) activity
Source: RefSeq, a predicted model, not a curated record
AUGACCAAGAUUGCCGUCGUUGUCUACUCCUCCUACAACCACAUUCUUUCACUCAGUAAGAGCGAGAUCGAGGGUGCCAGAUCCGCUGGCGUUCAGGUUGAUGCCUUCCAGAUCCCCAGCUCAGAGCCCUUGGAUGCCUCGGCCAAGUCCAACCUGCCCGAAAUCACCCCGGAGCUCUUGACCCAGUACGACGGUGUGCUCUUCGGUGUGCCUACCCGCUUCGGCUCUAUGCCCUACGCUGUCAAGGCCUUCAUCGACCGUACCGCCAGCCAAUGGACCACCGGUGGCUUCUACGGAAAGUACGUCGGUGUCUUUGUCUCCACCGGUACCCCUAACGGCGGCCAGGAGACCACCGUCCGCAACCUGCUCUCUAUCUUCACCCACCACGGCAUGCUGUACGUUCCCUUGGGCUACAGAGAUGCUUUCCCCGAGAUCACCGACCUGAACGAGUUCCACGGUGGUUCUCCCUGGGGUGCCGGCACCUACGCUGGCGCUGAUGGCUCCCGCCAGGUCACUGACCUCGAGCACAAAAUCGCUCGCAUCCAGGGUGAGCAGUUCGCCAAGACUGUUCUCAAGGCCACCUCCAGCACUGCUGGUGCUCCCGGCACUGCCGCCCCGGCCCCCAAGGCCACCACCAGCUCGUCUGCCCCUGCCACUAAGGCUUCCACCCAGGCUGCUAAUACUACUGCUACCCGUGCUACUGCCGACGCUGCUGCCGCCAAGCCCGCCGCCGCUCCCGCCGCUGCCGUCAAGGCUGAGGAAAAGAAGGAGGGCCGCUGCUUUGGCUGCUGCGUUAUCAGCUAA